CGCGCGCCCCCCGCGCCCCGCGCCGCGCCGCCGCGCCGUCCGGGCUCCGCUUGAUGGGGGUCAACGCGACCGCCGCCGCCGCCGCCGCCGCCGGGCAGCCCAAUGUCUCCUGCACGUGCAACUGCAAACGCUCUUUGUUCCAGAGCAUGGAGAUCACUGAGCUGGAGUUCGUGGAGAUCACAGUCAUCGUGGUGGUGGUGAUGGUGAUGGUGGUGGUGAUCACGUGCCUGCUGAGUCACUACAAGCUGUCCGCGCGCUCCUUCAUCGGGCGACACGGCCAGGCCCGCCGGAGAGACGAUGCCCUCUCCUCGGAAGGCUGCCUCUGGGCCUCGGAUAGCACCGUGUCCGGCAGUGGACUCCCGGAGCCGCAGCCCUACGCUCCGCCGCGGGCCCCGGACCGCCUGGCCGUGCCCACCUUCGCCCCGCGGGACCGUUUCCAGCGCUUCCAGCCCACCUACCCCUACCUGCAGCACCACAUCGACCUGCCGCCCACCAUCUCGCUGUCAGACGGGGAGGAGCCGCCGCCCUACCAGGGCCCCUGCACCCUCCAGCUGCGGGACCCCGAGCAGCAGCUGGAGCUGAACCGGGAGUCGGUGCGCGCCCCCCCCAACAGAACCGUCUUCGACUCCGACCUGAUGGACAGCGCCAUGCUGGGGGGCCCGUGCCCCCCCAGCAGCAACUCAGGCAUCAGCGCCGCGUGCUAUGGGGGUGGCGGGCGCAUGGAGGGGCCACCCCCCACCUACAGCGAGGUCAUCGGCCACUACCCGGGCUCCGCCUCCUUCCAGCACCAGCAGGGCCCCGCACCCCCCGCCUUGCUAGAAGGGUCCCGCCUGCAGCCCGCACACAUCUCCCCCGAGAGCACUGCCGGCUGGAGCAAAGAGAAGGAGAAGCAGAAGGGACAGGCGCUCUAGGCCCAGGGCUGCCGCGCUGUCUCGGCACUCGGGGGCAGGGCGGGAUGGCCCCCGCCCCCACCCCGCCUCCUGGUGGGUCAGUCUUUCCGUGUUCUGUGGGGUCUGAGCAGCGCGGCCAGGCCCCCGCCGGGCUGCUGAGCGGGCGGGCCCCGGGCCGAGACACACACGCCGCCUCCGGCCCCUCCCAGCCAUGGGCCUGGACGCCUUUCUUGGGUCUCACGAUUUCACGUAACUUUAAAGACAUAUUUGCACAAACCUUUGUUUAAAGAUCUGCAAUAUUAUAUCUAUAAAUAUAUAUAAAAUAAGAGAAAGUAUUGCGAGGGCAGGAGUAUUUUUGUAUUAGAAGAGGCCUAUUAAAGAAAAAAAUAAGCUGUUUUCUGAACUAGAGGAGAACAAAAGGCAGUUUUGAGUGCCAACUCGAAGGCGUGUAGUACCUGUAAAGAGAAAAGCGUCGCGGAGCAGGGGUUCAGAGUUAUUUAUAUAAAUGUUGAGCUUUUGCACUAUUUUUUAAUAUAAAGAUAUCAGUGCUUGUUCGCCGGAAACUUCUGUCGCUGGAGACGUUCGGGACCAGGCGGGAGGCGGCGGGGCGCUGGGCAGACCCUCCCGGGCGCGAGGAAGCGCCUUUCUCGAGUGCAGAGGAACGUGUGUCUGAGGGCGCCACUCCCUGCAGGCCAGGGUGCGGCGCCCUGGACGGCGCGAGGCGCGGUGACACCCGUGGCUGUGCCCUCACAGCGGCCUGCGGGCACCUUCCAGGAGACCUGACUCCCGGGGACCCCCAGCACCCCCUCUUCUCGCUGUGCUCUUGCUGACCCUCAGCAGGGGCCGACACAACUCCCCCACCGCUUCCUGCUCUUGGGCAUUUGGGGGUGCCCUGCUUGGGUGCUGUGCCCUCCCCCCAGUAGAUUUGGGCUGGGGAAUGUGAAGGUAGAGAACUCGGGUGCAGAGCGGAGGCACCCUGGCACCCUGGGUAGGGCCCCACCCCCCACCCCCGCUCCACGGAGGUGCCCUCACACGGCACCUCGAUGACUGCUCGGCCCCGGGUCCAGCGACCUCUCUUAUUACUUGAAAAAUAAUCCCAAGGGGAGGAGGGACCUGCUGGGAGCCCCCAAGACCCCCCAGGCCCUGCCGAGGUGGCGGGCUCGGCCCGGAAGGUACAGGGACACCGUUAGAGACGCCACCACGGCAUCUCCUCAGUGCCUUACUGGGCAGCAGGGGCUGCCCGGGCCUCGCUCUCCGGGACCCCCACUCGGGGGGGCAAAGGGCUUCUCUCCAGACUCCACCGCCCUUCCCAGGAGCGGUCUGGCUGGGUCAGGCCGCCUCUCACCCUGCAUGUCGCUCCCGGGGGUCGCACACCGGCCCCCCCUGCCCCGCCCCCGCGAGCUUGCACGAGUCCGGGGGCCCCUGGAACUGCCCGUCAUAGCUUAGCUGCAGAACCCCCGGGACGCGGGGCCGUGAGCGGGGCCUCUGCUGGCUGGGGCGCCCCAGGCUUCGUGCCCGCGGGUGGCAGUGCAGAUGGGGUGGCUCGGGGACAGCCGGCUGGUGUGCCGGGAAGCCCCCCCGAGCCGAACUGGGCUCCUCAGCUGCACCCCAGAAGCGGGGGGCACUGUGCUCGUGUGCCCACAGCGGCUUGGCGUGCUGUGUCCCUGGCGCCCCCAGUAGAGUUAGGGGGUCUUCCAAGUGGCUGGUUGGAAGGGGACCAGGUGGGGCUCAGAAGGGGGCAUGCGGCUGGAUCCCCCCAAGUGCACUACGGCACCCAGCCCCCCAGAGCGUUUCUGCGAAGAGCUGAAGGUGACCCCAGGUGGAGCGAGCGCCCACAGCGCCUCUGGGUGGCCAGCCGGGAGCUUCGUUCACGCUGACCGUCGGAACUGUCGGGGGCACGCUGGGCGCGGCCCCGGGGACGAGACCCACAGGCCUGGUGGCCCGCGUCUGUAUCCGCCGCGGGGGGCCGUGGCAGUGCUCUGCGGGCUGCAAUACUUACACAAUAAAUUUUACAACUCUUCGGAAAGAGG
This is a messenger RNA of Sorex araneus (European shrew), 2920 nucleotides long. It is a transcript of the gene PMEPA1, whose product is annotated as prostate transmembrane protein, androgen induced 1. NCBI's taxonomy places the organism in Eukaryota, Metazoa, Chordata, Mammalia, Eulipotyphla, Soricidae. The coding region runs from base 54 to 911 and encodes 285 amino acids. Gene Ontology annotation, molecular function: R-SMAD binding. Gene Ontology annotation, biological process: negative regulation of transforming growth factor beta receptor signaling pathway. The record is from RefSeq and is a predicted model, not a curated record. Gene Ontology annotation, cellular component: early endosome membrane; Golgi membrane. The transcript is spliced from 4 exons.